UCAUGAAAAAGAUCAAGUCAGAAUUAACACCUCAAACUGGUCAAGCAUCAGGAAACUCUAUUAUAACUAUUUAAAUAUACGGAGACCCUCUUUCACCGUCAGUUCCUCUUAAUGCCUCAGUUCUGGAAUCUUCCAUCCUCCCUUGCUUCUCUGCACCUCCUAUUCUAUCAUUUCUUCAGAGCAUGGUCACUGAAUCUGUUGGAACAGCAGAAAUGGGUUGAUAUGAGAAAACUAUAACCUUUCACAGUUGACCAUCUGCAAUUAUUAAACCAGCUGGUCACUGGUUAGCAAAUUUUUCUUUGGGAAGCUCCUUACUUAAUCAUCUGUAGCUGUGAUAUUUCCAUUGUUCCUGUCUCUUCUUCCCCAGCCUCUCUGAAUUUCUGAAGAUAUUUCAGCCAUUUGGCAUUACUGUCAAAGCCUCAGGUAGACAUGGCAACACUUCCACCUGCCGUGGGUGCAGCCCAAAAAAAAAAGAGAGAAAGAGAGAGAGCGAAGAUCCUCCCACUGAUGUCUUCCAAGUCUCUCCAUGGCAUCUUUCACUUCCUCUGGUUGCUGUAAAGUGGACAAACUCCAGGGUUAAGGAUCCGGUGUUGCCACAGCUGCGGCAGAGUCCAGGACAAUGUCUGGAGAACUUCCACCAAACAUUAACAUCAAGGAGCCUCGAUGGGAUCAAAGCACUUUUGUUGGACGAGCCAAUCAUUUCUUCACCGUAACUGAUCCCAGGAAUAUUCUGUUAACCAACGAACAACUAGAGAACGCGAGAAAAGUUGUGCAUGAUUACAGGCAAGGAAUUGUUCCUCCGGGUCUCACAGAAAAUGAAUUAUGGAGAGCGAAGUACAUCUAUGAUUCAGCUUUUCAUCCUGACACUGGCGAAAAGAUGAUCUUGAUAGGAAGAAUGUCAGCUCAGGUUCCAAUGAACAUGACCAUCACAGGUUGUAUGAUGACUUUUUACAGGACCACGCCGGCAGUGCUGUUCUGGCAGUGGAUCAACCAGUCCUUCAAUGCGGUGGUCAAUUACACCAACAGAAGUGGAGACGCCCCCCUCACUGUAAACGAACUGGGAACAGCCUAUGUUUCUGCAACAACAGGUGCUGUAGCAACAGCUCUAGGACUCAAUGCCCUAACCAAGCAUGUCUCUCCACUCAUAGGACGUUUUGUUCCCUUCGCCGCAGUGGCUGCUGCUAAUUGCAUUAAUAUUCCAUUAAUGAGGCAAAGGGAACUCAGAGCUGGCAUCCCCGUCACGGAUGAGAAUGGGAACCGUCUGGGCGAGUCGGCAAACGCUGCCAAACAAGCCAUCACUCAAGUGGUCAUCUCCAGGAUUCUCAUGGCAGCCCCUGGCAUGGCCAUCCCUCCAUUUAUCAUGAACACGUUGGAAAAGAAAGCCUUUCUCAAGAGGUUCCCGUGGAUGAGCGCACCUAUUCAAGUUGGAUUAGUUGGUUUCUGUUUGGUAUUUGCUACACCUUUGUGCUGUGCUCUGUUUCCUCAGAAAAGUUCCAUGUCUGUGACAAGCUUGGAGGCCGAGCUGCAAGCCAAGAUCCGAGAGACCUCUCCUGAACUACGGCGCGUGUAUUUUAACAAGGGAUUAUAAAGCCCGGGGGGGUUGGAGGGGACCAUCUUUGGCUGAUCCUGCCCCCUGCAAGCUGGGUGUAGCCCAGAUGGGUGAGGAACAUCCUGUUUGCCCUGGGUUCUCCCGGUGACAGAGCCCUUUUCAAGAUCCACAUUAGCCUCUUAGAGUCACCCUACUGCUUACAGCACAGCACCUGGGGUGGGGCAGGUGUCCCCCACCUGUUGGCCCCCUUACAUUUGAAUCAUGGGAUAAUUUACAGAAAUACCCUUCCUAUAGCUUUUAUAGUCAUUGUUUUUUCAAAGACGGUAUCCCUCACCCAGAGUUUUCAAAAGCACUGGUAGGUGUAGAAUAAAUGUCCAGUCUAUGCCCCACAAAUAUUGAUUAUCAGUGAAAAGGAAAUCUGGGUAAAAUACUGAAUUUUUAUCCCCCUCUUAUUUCAAAUCAUGGAGAUCUCAGUAAUGAGUUGGGAAAACACAAAAGCUCUGAGAUGUCACUGUGAAGUGACUCACAAAUAAGAAGGGCAGUUUCCUUCCAGGUUGGGCAGGGGGCAACCCCUCCCCCCAAAAAAUGAUGAGUUUUUUUUGGAUUUUUGGAUACAAGCCCCUUCAUACACCUCCUGAAAGUCAUAGUAACAGACAGUCAUGAUGCAAGAUCCCUGCAGUCAACAGCUGGCUGCUUUCGUAGUGCUGGCAGAUUUCUUGUUGACUUUUAAACGUAUUCUGUUUGAGAUUCUUAGGAAGAUAUUGAUCUGACCUUACACUUGUCUUUUUCUUCACUUAUUGAAAUCAACUAAUCAAAUAACUUCCAUGUACAAAUGUCCCGUUUGGGAAGUAUAUUCAAAGCCACUGCUGUAUGGCUGGGUUCAGCCCAGCUUGUUUGAUUUUUGAUUUUUGAUUUUUUUUUUUUUCCUUUGGAAGUGAGAGUACAGUUCCAUCUACCUACAUGUUUCUUCUUGUCAUCCCGAUAGCUCUCCUUGGCUUUCAGAGAGCUACAGGAACACUGUGUAUGUGAAUCACUCACUCAAUGAAUUUGGCUUGAAUGCUGUGUCUGACAUUCCACCCUCUUUGAAAAUAAUGAACCCACGCAUCAUUGUUUACAUCAUUUGUAGUAGUUGCACAUAUAAUAUAUUUAAUGGAACAGAGGUUGUGUUUUAAUUCUAUAAAGACUCAAAGGCAGAUAUAAGGGUGGUUAUUCCAUUGAGUGGAGACCACGCAAUUCAAUAUUGUGACGACUUCUAAGUGAAAAUCAUGUAGAAACUAGUUUGGGCAGAUUUUUCUUGACAAUGUGACCAGACUGAAUUUCCUCAUAAAGAAAAAAAUGUGUGUGCCUCGUGUCUGUGUUUCUCUUUUUCUCUGAAAGGAUUAACGGACCUGAAGCUUUGGGUCACCCCGAGCCUUCUUUUAUGCUGCCAACAUUUUCUUAUUUAGCUUUUCUGUCCUAAGCCAUUGGAAACAAAAGAGCUUCCCCAUGGCAAUCUGGUCUUGGAUAUAUUUUGUUGCCGUGGAUGCUUCUCUUGAAAAAUUGGCAAAAGCUGGAAAUUCAAGGCAGAUCCCCACGAGGUGCUUCAAGGGCACUUUUAACAAGACGUGAAAGCACUUGGGGUCUACCCCACUUGGCCCAGCAAACCCCAGAAUUCUUCCCCUCCACCUCCAGUCAAUUGGUAGCUCCAUUUCAGAAUCCUAACCAUCACUGAAAAAUUAAUGACUAGUCAGAAGAUUGACAAACUAACUGAAAUUGUAAUACACACUAGGAUGGUAUGACCAGAGUAUCAUUACGAAAGGGAUAGAGCUUGGAGAUGUGUCUUUUUAAACAUCAUUUAUGGAAGCUUCUAACUCUCGAUGCUUUUAUAGAGAAAUAUGAACUGUAUCGUUGAAUCAUAGUUUAUAAAAAAGGAACAAAAUGAACCAAGAUUGGCAAUCUUUGCUGAUCUCUUAGAAAUACCUUUUCUGGAGAAAAGUUCGCAUGAAGUGCAAUAAGCUUGUAAAGGUAAAUAGUUAUUAAUAUUUCUAUGAGAUAAAGAAUUAUGAUUGUAAGUAUUAACUGACUGGCAGUUUUUAUUUCAGUAUUAACACAGUGUCUUGCCAGCGUUGGAGUCAAUGUAUUAUUUCGAUUCAACUGGAUGAAAUGUUAAAUAAACUCAGAAUGAAAAUAAA
This is a messenger RNA of Sus scrofa (pig), 3720 nucleotides long. The record is from RefSeq and is a predicted model, not a curated record. NCBI's taxonomy places the organism in Eukaryota, Metazoa, Chordata, Mammalia, Artiodactyla, Suidae.